GAAGGAGUCCUCCUGUCAUGCACACCUGAGGCGCUCCUUUUCGGCCACCAAAGAAAAAAGCCAAGGGAAGCAGCCGCCCGGGGUUUACAAGCGGUACCAGCGACCCGCGAAUCGAGAAGAAAAAGGAUCUCGGACCGACGCAGCAUGUCUGAGCUGCCGGGCCCUCCGCCCGUUAUCGUCUGUCCGGGAAGCUCUCCGAAGCGCGUCUUGGUCUCGGUCAUCAAAACCACCCCAGUCAAGCCGCCGCUCACCAGCAGCGAGGAUCCCGCCCACGUGCCCGUGCCGCCGCCACCCAUCCCUACCAGCCCGGGCUUCAGCGACUUCAUGGUCUACCCAUGGCACUGGGGGGAGAACGCGCACAACGUCACCCUCAGCCCUCCUCCGCCCGCCGCAUCUCAGCCUCUCCGCGAGGGAGGAGGAGGAGGCAACGGCGGAGGGCUUCGGAGCGCCGUGGAGCGCUCCGCAGGAGACGACGAAGAAGCGGGAAGCCCCGACAGCGGUACUGGGAGCAACGGGCAUUUGAGGGAUGGGAUUAGAAGAGGCCGACCAAGAGCAGAGACAGUCCGAGAUCUAAUAAGCGAGGGAGAGCAUUCAUCUAGCAGAAUACGUUGUAAUGUCUGCAACAGAGUUUUUCCAAGAGAGAAGUCUUUGCAGGCACACAAAAGAACUCAUACUGGUGAAAGACCUUAUUUGUGUGAUUACCCAGAGUGUGGGAAAGCUUUUGUUCAGAGUGGGCAACUUAAAACACAUCAGCGUCUCCAUACAGGAGAGAAGCCUUUUGUCUGUGCAGAAAAUGGAUGUAUAAGCAGAUUCACACAUGCAAACCGCCAUUGUCCCAAGCAUCCAUAUGCAAAAUUAAGACGAGAAGAACCUACAGAUAGACUGAACAAAAAGCAAACUGCAGACAACAAAGCUGUUGCUGAAUGGCUGGCAAAGUAUUGGGAAAUGAGAGAACAACGCACUCCUGUGUUGAAAAAUAAAUCUAUUCAUAAGCCUGACCAAGAGCAGCAAGAUCCCAUGGAAUAUCUUCAGUCUGAAGAUGAGGAAGAGGAGGAAAAAAAUACUGCUCAUUCAUCUGUUUGUAGCCGUCUUCAAGAACAACGUGAACGCUUACAUGGGGCACUGGCACUCAUUGAGCUUGCCAACUUGGCCGGAGCCCCACUACGACAGUAAUAGAAGAACUGGAGCGUGGAUUAACAAAAUGUACUGAAUUUUGUUAUUUAAACCAAUUAGCUUCUGGCAUAAGCUAAGCACCUUAUUGGCUUCCAUACGCUGCUAUUAUAUAGAAUUUAUGAAGAAUGUUGUUACCCUAGAAAAUGGGUAAAAGAAUUGCACUUUUUAUAUGGUAAAGCUUUUAAAGUAUUUUGUAAAUAGGAGAUUGUAUGAUGCAGUGUAUAACAUGAUCAACUUACAGAAAGCUAGAUUUGCAAGGUUAGGGUGCUUUUAAUCACAGUUGCAUGGAAGUAGGUCACCGCAACCAGUGAUAUUUGCUUCCAUAAAAACAGUGUUUAAAGUUGGGGUGCCAGUCAUUCUUUAUUUCAGUUCUCACAGGAAGCACUUUCUAAACCUGUAUGGGAAUAAUGGUACAUACAUUCAAAGCAAAUUAAUAGAUUUUUUUUAAAUUAGAUGUAAUCAUUGAUGUACCCAUGCUGUUUUGAAGAUAUUUUAUCUAAUAUUACUGACAGAUGUUAGAAUGUCUUAAUUUUAUGGCACAAUAGAUUAAUUGGAUAGAUUUUCAUUUAAAAUCUUCUUUGUGACUGGUGACAUGGAGGCUGACUUUGCUUUUAUGGAUAGAUACCUUACAGUUCUUUUGGUUGAGCAGCACUUACUAUUCCCAUUAUAAAUAUGGGAAUAUUUGCACAUUGUUGGACUCUUCUAUAAUGGAGUGAUUACUCUUGCAAAUUCUAGGCAUUGUAGUAACAUCCAGUAUGGGUUUCAGUCAGAGCUCUUAAACCCUACAACAAUGGCAUUUGUGUUUUGUUCAUGGAGAUAUUUACAGGGUAGCAUUGGUUUUUAAGAAUAUUUUAGAAUUUCACUAGCAAACACUAAAAGGUUGCUUCCUGCAUUUUCCCGCAGAUAGGGUUUGGGGUGUUUUGUUUGUUUGUUUUUUGCGUGAUGCCACCUUAUUAUUUUAAUUGAAAUUUCAAUGCCAAGUUGUUUUCACUAAUUGUAGCUUUCAGCUGUAGUUACAAGUGUGAGAUGUUUAGGCUAUUCUUUCCCUAAGUGAAGAUGUAGUACAGCACUUAGUG
This is a messenger RNA of Thamnophis sirtalis, 2249 nucleotides long. RefSeq names its product zinc finger protein 367 (gene ZNF367). Gene Ontology annotation, molecular function: RNA polymerase II cis-regulatory region sequence-specific DNA binding; DNA-binding transcription factor activity, RNA polymerase II-specific. Gene Ontology annotation, biological process: regulation of transcription by RNA polymerase II. The record is from RefSeq and is a predicted model, not a curated record. NCBI's taxonomy places the organism in Eukaryota, Metazoa, Chordata, Lepidosauria, Squamata, Natricidae.